Messenger RNA from Dioscorea cayenensis subsp. rotundata (Guinea yam), 1005 nucleotides. RefSeq names its product E3 ubiquitin-protein ligase RMA3-like. Gene Ontology annotation, biological process: ubiquitin-dependent protein catabolic process. Gene Ontology annotation, cellular component: endoplasmic reticulum. The record is from RefSeq and is a predicted model, not a curated record. The transcript has 2 exons. NCBI's taxonomy places the organism in Eukaryota, Viridiplantae, Streptophyta, Magnoliopsida, Dioscoreales, Dioscoreaceae. Bases 188 to 739 code for a protein of 183 amino acids. Gene Ontology annotation, molecular function: ubiquitin-like protein conjugating enzyme binding; metal ion binding; ubiquitin protein ligase activity.
CAUCGUUUCUUCUUCUUCUUCGAUUCUUCGUCUCUUCUUGCUUGCUAUUCACUUCAAGGCCUCGUCUUUCUCUUUGAUUUCUCUCUAUUGGAGCCAUUGUAGCUCGCCUAGCUGAGCUUUCGUAGAGGCGGUGUUUUCUUUGCUGUGGAUUCGACUAGUUGAAAUUAUUGGUUGUUAGUUGGAAUAAAUGGAGGUAGAAGGAGUAGCUGAAGGAUGCUUAAAUGAAAUCUCCGACAAGGCAUCUUCCAUUGAAGAGCCAAUGAACAAGUGUAUACCGGAUAGCCAACCACCGUCGGUGAAUGGUUGUUUCGACUGUAACAUCUGUUUGGACUUCGCAAUGGAUCCAGUUGUGACACUCUGUGGUCAUCUCUACUGCUGGCCCUGCAUCUACAAGUGGUUGGAGAUCCAUGGUGGUGAUUCUCACCAUUGCCCUGUCUGCAAAGCAUUCCUCUCGCGUGACGCAUUGGUUCCCCUCUAUGGCCGCGGCAAUUCCUCCCCUCAGAGUCCUGAAAUUCCUAAAAGACCUCCUUCAGUUUGCCGUCCUGACAACCAGUUUGAUAUCAAUCAUCAUCACUACGUUCACCAUAACGACUACCAGUACUUCUCCAGCAACAUUCCACCGUAUUGGCCUAUGGAAACAAGUGUGUUUCGUUCAACAGCCGGAGAAGUGAUCGAGGGAAUAGCAGUCUCUAUACUCCCCUGGAUGUUCCGGGACCGAAAGCAGCAUAUACUACUCUAGACCACAACUCAUGAAUGCAAGUGCAAACAAUCCAAGGCUAAGGAGGCAAGAGAUGCAAGCAGAGAUAUCACUUCACCAGUUAUGGUCUUUUCUUUGUUGCUUAGCCAUAUUGUGCUUACUCUUGUUCUAACCAGUGACAUGAUUCACACAUAAUACUUGAUGCAAUAAUGCAUCUCUGAUAUACCUGUAAAAAUAUAAUGUUUACAACUUUAAUCUGUUGUUUCUUGCAAUGGUUAAUGGCAAGAGUUGAAAGUUGUAUUUUCUUU